GUUAUUUCUGCCGCUCGGUUUGGGGUAUUUCGGGCCUCAAUUAAUCGUGAGUCUCAUGUCCGAAUCAGUUCCUGUUUUUGCCGGGUGAUUUUUGAGGGCGCUCGGGCGCGCUAUGUGUCACAGCUUUGUUUAUUGCCGAAUCUUGGCCUCGCUGACACUUGUAACAAAGGAGUUCUGCAGUGCCGCUAACCGUGCCUCGUCAGUCAGCUCUGGAUCCUUAUUGCCAAGACCGUAGCACUGCGGAGAAGAAACUCGGCCAACUUUUCUCAAUGACUCUAUAGCCAACUGAUGUAACAAUGGUACUAAUAUUGGGACGCAGACUGAAUAGAGAGGAUAGUGGGAUACGAGAUUCCCCUGCAACCAAGCGGAAAGUUUUUGAAAUGGACCCAAAGUCGUUGUCAGGCCCUGAGUUUUUUGACUUCUCCUCGGGAUCAUCGCACGCUGAAAGCAUUCUGCAGAUCUUCAAUGAGUUCCGAGACAGCCGGCUGUUCACGGAUGUCAUCAUCUGCGUGGAGGGCCGGGAGUUUCCCUGCCACCGCGCGGUGCUCUCAGCCUGCAGCAGCUACUUCAGAGCCAUGUUUUGCAACGAUCACCGAGAAAGCAGGGAGAUGCUAGUGGAGAUCAAUGGCAUUUUAGCUGAAGCUAUGGAUUGCUUCUUGCAGUACGUGUACACUGGCAAGGUGAAAAUCACUACGGAGAACGUGCAGUAUCUCUUUGAAACAUCAAGCCUCUUUCAGAUCAGCGUUCUGCGCGACGCCUGUGCCAAGUUCCUGGAAGAACAGCUGGACCCUUGCAACUGCCUGGGCAUCCAGCGCUUCGCAGACACGCACUCGCUCAAGACGCUGUUCACCAAGUGCAGGAAUUUUGCACUGCAGACGUUUGAGGACGUGUCCCAGCACGAAGAAUUCCUCGAGCUGGGCAAAGAUGAGCUUAUUGACUACAUCUGCAGCGAUGAACUGGUGAUCACGAAGGAAGAGAUGGUGUUCGAGGCUGUCAUGCGCUGGGUGUACCGGGCAGUUGAGCUGCGAAGGCCGGUGUUACACGAGCUGCUGACACACGUCAGGCUCCCGCUGUUGCACCCCAACUACUUCGUUCAGACUGUGGAAGUGGACCAGCUGAUACAGAAUUCCCCAGAGUGCUACCAGCUGCUGCACGAGGCCAGGAGGUACCAUAUCCUUGGCAAUGAGAUGAUGUCUCCCAGGACUCGGCCACGCAGGUCGACUGGUUAUUCUGAGGUGAUAGUUGUUGUUGGAGGCUGUGAAAGAGUUGGAGGCUUUAACCUGCCAUACACCGAGUGCUACGAUCCUGUAACAGGAGAAUGGAAAUCACUGGCCAAACUUCCAGAGUUUACCAAGUCUGAGUAUGCAGUGUGUGCCCUACGGAAUGAUAUCCUUGUUUCAGGUGGAAGAAUCAAUAGUCGGGAUGUAUGGAUUUAUAACUCUCAGCUUAAUAUUUGGAUCAGAGUUGCCUCCUUAAAUAAAGGCAGAUGGCGUCAUAAAAUGGCUGUUCUUCUUGGUAAAGUGUAUGUCGUUGGAGGAUAUGAUGGGCAAAACCGCCUCAGCAGCGUGGAGUGCUACGAUUCAUUUUCCAAUCGAUGGACAGAGGUGGCUCCCCUCAAAGAAGCUGUGAGCUCUCCUGCAGUCACCAGCUGUGUUGGCAAACUGUUUGUGAUCGGCGGCGGUCCUGAUGACAACACGUGUUCUGACAAGGUUCAGUCUUAUGAUCCCGACACUAAUUCUUGGCUGCUCCGUGCAACUAUCCCUAUUGCAAAAAGAUGCAUUACAGCUGUGUCUUUAAACAAUCUGAUCUAUGUUGCUGGUGGGCUCACCAAGGCAAUAUACUGCUAUGAUCCAGUUGAGGACUACUGGAUGCACGUACAGAACACGUUCAGCAGACAGGAGAAUUGUGGCAUGUCUGUGUGUAAUGGAAAAAUCUAUAUCCUUGGUGGAAGACGAGAAAACGGUGAAGCCACAGACACUAUUCUUUGCUAUGAUCCUGCAACGGGCAUUAUCACAGGAGUAGCAGCCAUGCCCAGGCCAGUAUCAUAUCACGGCUGUGUGACCAUUCAUAGGUAUAAUGAAAAGGGCUUUAAACUGUAAUUUUUUUGGAGAAGAAGAAAAGGAGAAGAUGAUGGCAUGAAUGAAUCCAGUAGUCUGCUGCAAGACUGAUAUAUAAAUCCAAAAGUGGGAAAGUGCCCUUUCCCUAUCUAAGUGUCAUAAAAAAUUGUAUCCUGUGCCUUUUUGGGGAGAGAAAAAAAAAAAAAAAGCAAGGAGGGUUAAUUUAAGUUAAACUAGUCUCUUGUCUACAAAUCUAGCUAGUAACCAGACUGUGCUGUACUAGUGAUCAGAUGGUUGUCCUAUGUGUGUUUAGUAAUUAAAUCUUGGAAGCUUUGUAGGGAAAGUGCCUUCACAAGCACUUGUGCCUGUGUCCUAAGUAGGGGUAUCUACAAGGUGUUUCAGAUUCUGCUAAUUGGAAAAGUACAUAGGCAAGUAAAUCUCAAAGAAUUAUCCAGGAUAAUUACCUUCAAUUAAGAAAAAAAAGCAAAACCCCAACUUGUAUGAUUACAAUUCAUAUGCAAUUCAUUCUCACAAGCAGAUUACAUGGCUUAACCAAAUAGAUUUUAUUUCAGAUCAUGCAUGGUUUGAGAUUUAAAGAAAAAGCAAAAACAUACAAAAAAAAAAAAAGAGAGACUAUGUAAGCUCCAUAGGACAAAUAGUAGAUAAAUGUUUUUCUCUGAAGAACAGCAACAUCUUGGUUGUUUAGUGAGCCACUGCAACGUCUUGCAGCGAGGACUGUGUACCUUAACGCUAUGGACCUCAUUCGUAGUGUUGUUAAAUGCCUACCAGAAGUGCACGGCUACAUAACAUGGAAACUAGUGACUACUGGGGCGUAGGUAUGCUCUGUGAAACAAACUUGGAAUCCUGGUUUUUAAAUUCCUGAAUAGUAUAGAUGAAGCCUGAAGGUUGCUGGGUUCACUCCCUGCUCGCUGUGAAGUGUCUCUAAAUUACUCAAGGGAUAAAGAAGAACGAACUCUGGAUUCCGCUGCUGUUCACAAUGGCGCCAUGAAUGACCUGGUACUGGAGGUGGGACUCAGUCUGUAUCCUACAGCAAACAGAUGGCUCUACAAGAUCCGUCAUCUGAAGAGAUGAUUCAGUUACCCCCCGAGUAUUGGUCUGUCUUCAGACAAUCACAUCAGCACAAUUCAACUAGUGCAAAAGCUGCUUGGCCACAGAUCAGGAGUUCUGAAGGUCCUUCAUGUCACUAGGAAAAUAGCCGUGGAGAUGUCCAUGUAGCCAUGAGAGGGUAGCUCCCACAUAACAUGUUUUGGCUCAUUUUGUAGCCAGCAAAGCACGUGUAUUUCAACCCGGAUUUCCUUAGUAAAGGUAUUUCUUCUAAGUCCUCUUUAUAUUUCUGCACUUGGUCUCCUUAUUCCCAUUAUGCAGCUAUACAGCUGAGGCACAAGUUUGUGAAAACUGAAAUAGUACUUGAGAGCUGGAAAAUGAGUAGGAUCUUCUAUCUUCUGAUUUCCUGUUAGUCACCAGAAAACUUGGGAACUCCCUUUCAAAGGAAUUCUGACAGCAGCCAGUAGGGAAGUUGGUCAGUGCCAGGGCAGAGAAAAGCAUACGGUUUGUGCAGAGGUGAGCUGGCUUCAGCAUUCUGGUGUCCAUGCUUACUCAGGAGGGUAAAACAAGCACCAUCUCUGGAACGCCGUUUGCUCUGCUGGACUUUCUUCACCAUCUUUGUUUCUUCACGAGAUGGAAAUUCUGACCCUCAGUGAAGCUGUGCCAAAUUGGGAGUCAUCGUUUUCAGUACCAUGCGGUCGUGACUUUUAAAGAGCACUGGGAGCUGCACUUUGUGAUGCAUUAACUUGCAACCUCAGGAAAGGACACUUUUCAGUUUCUGGCUGAAUACCAAACACUGUUUUGUAUAUGUAAAGAAUAUUGAUACAAUACGAAAUUCUGCAUAUCAAUGAUGUAAUUAGGAAAUGAGCCCCGUGUACAUUCACAUUGCCCUAAAUAGGAAGCCAUUUGGUAACCUAAGACAGAACUUAGAUAUAAAUGGAAUCCUUUUCUAA
Molecule: messenger RNA, 4075 nt
Organism: Phasianus colchicus (ring-necked pheasant)
Lineage: Eukaryota; Metazoa; Chordata; Aves; Galliformes; Phasianidae
Gene: KLHL24
Product: kelch like family member 24
Molecular function (GO): protein binding
Source: RefSeq, a predicted model, not a curated record